UAGCAACAUGUGGCACGAGGCUCGUAAACAAGAGCGUAAGAUAAGGGGAAUGAUGGUGGACUACAAGAAAAGAUCUGAAAGACGCAGACUAUACUAUCACAGAAUUAAAGCUGAUCCUACCCAGUUUUUGAGACUUCAAGGAGCAUCUUGUAAAAUCUUUGUUGAGGAAGAAGCUACUGAAAUUGAGAUAGCAGCUUCUGCUCUCAUGCCUUGGCAAGGGCAGAGAUCUAACAUGAUUGAUAGAUUUGAUGUCAGGGCCAACCUGGAUAUUAUCCCUGAACCUGGGAAUAUCUUGAUAUCAUCUGAUUUGGGGGAAAAUGCAGUGGUUGACCAGAAAUGCCAGUAUGAAAGAUGGAGAACACUUGCGACUAAUGAUUUGGUUGGUCUCGGUGAAGAUGAGUGUCUCACACAAAUUGCUGAGGACGAGUCUGCAGUUUUAACAAAAGUAACAAAGAAAUCAGCAUCAUCUAGUGGCGCUAAGAUUGGCUUCAGUUAUGACUCUAACAAUGCAGAAAGUGAAAGUGAAAGUGACGAUUCCGAAGCUGAUUCAAAGGAGUUUUUGCCUACUGAUCCUGAUCUGGACAUUACUUUUGAUGUACGGGAAUUGGAUGCAGAAAAUAAAUCAAAGCUCAACGAGAUUGCGGCUGAAUCUUAUGCAAUUCCUGACUUCACUCGUCUUCACAUUGAAGAUAAAGUUGAGUCUGAAAUGAGAGAGUUUGAGAUUCGGGAGGAGCAAAAUAGAGCAGAGCGUGUUGCUAAAUUAAGUAAAACUGAGAGAAGGAAAGAGAAAGAGGAGAGGAGAAAGAGUAAAGAUGUUCCACCUCACAUGAGAGUUGAUGAUCCUUACAGAAAUCCACACUUACGGAGAUCUUCUUCCAGACGUAAAGAUGAGACAGACAGUUCAUCAGACGAGGAGAAGACUGUUCAGAAUAUAGAAAUUUCUUCAGCCAGGUCAAACACUUACAAAAAUGUCAAAUCCGUCCAGAAACCAGUCAAAAAGUCACUCCCUGUUUUUCUUCAGCCCAAAACAACUAGCACAGUAUUAUCAAAUUUGGUCGCUGCAAGAAAGCAGCUGCUGUCAAAAAACAAUGAAGCGUUUGACUUUGGAGUUGGACCAAGUGCCCCAGUACCAUUGGAGGCAUCCAACACUUCGCCAGAGUCUAAACCUGCCCUAAACAGUAGAUCUCGCAGUAGAAGUCCAAAUAAAUCUCGGUCAAGAAGAUCAAGAUCUGGCAAUGGCUAUUCUAGAAGCAGUUCCAGGAGCCGAUCACGUUCUCGAGGGUGGUCUAGAUCCAGAAGUAGAUCCCGGACAAGAUCUAGGGGUAGAUCACGUUCAAGAUCUAGAGGCAGGAAAUACAGUUCAACCUCUAGCAGACAAAGAAGCAGGAGCAGAACAAAGAGUGGCAGAGGGAUAUCUCCUCGAAGAAAACUUUCUCCUGUAAAAGAUUCUAGGCCUAAAUCUCCUGACAAUCGUCCCAAAGUAAAUGAUAUGCCAUUGAAAAAAGCAGAUUCUUUAAAAGCAUUGAAACCUCAUGAAAGAUUAAAACUAAAGCUUCAGAGCCAACUCAAAAAACGUCAGAGAGAUGAAAAGAGAAAAGAGCAAGCUCAAAUUGAAGCCAAAGAACAAGAAGCUUUUGAGAGAGCUGAAGAGCUCAGGGUGCUCAAGAGGCAAAUGUGGGAAAAGGAAGAAGAAGAAUAUUGGAAAAAGAGAGAAGAGGAGGAGAAGGAGUAUCAAAAGAAAAAAGCGGAGGAGAAAGCUCUGAAAGCAGACGAUUCUUCGUCAAAUGGAGAGAAGCCUCUUUCGAGAUCUAGAUCAGGGUCAAGGCGUAGACACAGAUCAAGAGACAAGUCAAGAGAAAAAUCAGCCGAAAAUCAUGGUUCUAAACGGUCGAAAUCUACAUCAUCGAUACAAAUUGACAAAAAAUCAACUGAAUCCACACAGAAGAUCAGUUUAGUGCCUGAAUAUGAGCGAGCUGACGGGGAGGGUAGUAGGUCACGCAGAGACCAGGUUAAAGACAGACCACGAACUGAUGACAGAAGGAGGAGAACAGAACCAGCGGAUAAACAAAGGAGUGAUGAAGGUAGGAGAAGGAAUCGGAAUGAAGGAGAUCGUCGGAGGGGUGAUGCAGAGAGGAAAACCCCUGGUGAGAACAGACAUGGAGAAUCAGACAGAUCCAGAUAUCAAGAAGGAGGUGAGAGAGGUGAUAGGACAAGGAAUUGUGAGGGUAAGAGACAAGAUGAUGAGAGAGAGAGACACCCCGAGGAGAGGACAAGAUACCCAGAGGAGUCCUCCAGAGGUAGAGAUAGAGGUUCCCACAGGUCAUCACAUCGGUAGAACUUGUCUCAAAAGUUUAGAAAUUUUUAUGGAAAAAUGAAUAUCAUCCAUUUUCGAUUUUUAUUGUUUUACAAACGAUUUGGGUUGACUAAUUGAGUCUUGCAUGCGAAAAUUUUUUUAUUCUUCAGCUUUUUCUUCAAAAUCUGGUAUAUGACAGAUAUCAAGUUAUUUUUUGAGUCGUGAUAAAAUAAUGUAAGAUGUUAUUAUAUUUUGCUAUUCUUUACCAG
Messenger RNA from Bolinopsis microptera, 2562 nucleotides. Its product is annotated as CLK4-associating serine/arginine rich protein-like. Bases 8 to 2335 code for a protein of 775 amino acids. The transcript is spliced from 3 exons. NCBI's taxonomy places the organism in Eukaryota, Metazoa, Ctenophora, Tentaculata, Lobata, Bolinopsidae. The record is from RefSeq and is a predicted model, not a curated record.